Molecule: messenger RNA, 2058 nt
Organism: Cydia strobilella
Lineage: Eukaryota; Metazoa; Arthropoda; Insecta; Lepidoptera; Tortricidae
Exons: 1
Coding region: 1-2058 (685 amino acids)
Biological process (GO): DNA integration
Molecular function (GO): nucleic acid binding
Source: RefSeq, a predicted model, not a curated record
AUGUCAGCCUACGCAGCAGUAGUCUACAGCAAAGUAAUCCAACCAGACGGAGAAGUCAAAAUAUCACUCAUCAUGGCAAAAACAAAAAUCUCACCGUUGAAAAAACAACUCACUUUGCCCCGUCUUGAACUGAGUGCAGCACUGCUACUGAGCCAACUACUGAAACACGUCGCUACAGCUAUGAGAAUCGAGCACAACCAUACAUACGCUUAUUCAGAUUCAAAAGUAACCUUAGCCUGGAUUCUCGGAGACCCGCUGAAGUGGACAACAUUUGUGAAAAACCGAGUCAUUGCAAUCAACAACAACAUAGAUACAACAUGGUCGUACGUGAACACAAAAGAAAACCCUGCAGAUCGAGCAUCGAGAGGAGUCACACCUGAGAAAUUAAAAGAACAUACACUAUGGUUUCAAGGCCCAACAUUUUUACAUCAAAGAGAAUGGAGAAGAGAACACUAUGAAGUAGAAGAUACAGAUCUAGAAACAAGAAAAUCUAUCAAAUGCGCAACUACUACCUUGUCAGAGAAGACUCAGAAGACAGAAGAUUUCAUACUUACAAUUUCAAAGAGAUAUUCAUCAUUGAGAAAACUCAUCUCAGUCAUAGCCUACUGUAGAAGAUGGCUUAUCUUAAAAAACAAACAUGUAAAAGAAAACUUACCUCAAUAUGUAACUCAUGAUGAGCGAGAAGAAGCACUUACAACAUGUAUCAAGCUUUCUCAACAACUAGAAUUUCCACAAGAAAUCGAAGCUCUGAGAAAUCACACAACAUUGAAGAAAAGAAGUCGUUUACUGUCAUUUACGCCCUUUCUCGAUGACAAACAAAUCCUGAGAGUUGGAGGAAGAUUGAAACAUGCAGAUUUAGAGUUCCUGAGCAAACAUCCAAUUAUCCUGUCCAAGAACAACGUACUGAUACCACUUUUACUUAACGACGCACACAAGAAGACGUUGCAUGGAGGCCCUCAACUGAUGACUACAUAUCUUAGAGGAAGAUACUGGCUGAUUGACGCAGGAAACACUAUAAAAACAUACGUGAGAAAUUGCUUUCCUUGUGCUAAACAAAAAGCAAAGACAGUAACUCAACUGAUGGGUGACUUACCUGAGAUACGAGUGAAGCCGUCAAGAGCGUUCCUUACAACUGGUGUAGAUUUCGCAGGUCCAGUAAACGUGCGCAUGAGCCCUGGACGAACAACAAAGACUUUCAAAGCAUAUAUAAGCAUCUUCAUCUGCAUGGUAACUAAAGCAAUACAUAUAGAAUGUGUGAGCAACAUGUCUAUGGAAGCGUUCAUGGCAGCAUUUAGAAGAUUUACAUCAAGAAGAGGAUUCGUCAAGGAGAUGUGGAGUGACCACGGGACUAACUUUAUUUCCUCGAGCAAAGAAAUACUAGAGACUUGGAGACUUGGCAAGUCAACAAUCCCUGUUGAACUAGCAGCCCUACUAGAUACAGAAGGCACCAAGUGGAAGUUCAUCCCUCCUGGAUCACCAAACCAUGGCGGAUUGUGGGAGGCCGGAGUCAAGAGUAUCAAGUUUCAUCUUAAGAGAACUCUCGGAGACGCUACACCUACCUUCGAAGAAUUUACAACUCUUUUGAACCAGGUCGAGGCUUGUCUGAACUCAAGACCUUUAUCACCGCUGAGCGAUCAUCCUGAUGACCUAGAGCCGCUGACACCAGCACAUUUUCUUGUCGGAGAACCGUUAGUCACCAUCCCGGAGAGAGAUUUGACACAACAUAAGACAAAUUCAUUAUCAAGAUGGCAAAACAUUCAGAAAAUGCUACAAAUAUUUUGGAGAAAAUGGCAAACUGAAUUUCUAACAAGAUUACAAGAGAGACCGAAGUGGAAAAUCAGAAAACAAGAGUUUAACGUCGGAGACCUCAUACUAAUUAAGGAUCAUAGAUUACCUCCUAGUAAAUGGCUACUAGGUAGAGUUGUACAGAAACACCCUGGACAAGACAACGUGACACGAGUCUACGAAGUCCGCACAGCAACUGGAGUGCUAACCCGCUCGAUUUCGAAGCUCUGUCCACUACCAGAUGUGAGAAGAAAGGAUUCUGCUAUUCUUUAG